AUGUUCAACUUAAAAGAUGCGGAAGAGCCCAAUGCGGCUCCAAGUCAUCCAGUGUCUCUGUUGGUGAAACAAAUAGAAGAUGAGAUCGAUGAAGCAAAUCAAGUGAAAAAGGUGGAAAUGGAAGGCAUAAAUGAGGAGUCUGUCUUGGAUAUUGAUGGCCUAGAGUCGCAGCUCUGCACUGCAAUGCCGAAGCCACCCAUCCCUCGCUCCGCCUCCGACUCCCUCAUCUCCAAAUUGCACCUCCCUUCAUCUUCCCGGUCUUUCAGUUCAUCCCUCCCCUCCUCCAGGCCUUCCUCUUCCUGGAGGAAGAGAGUAUUCAAACAAGCGUUGUCCAGCCCCGGGAAGAACAAUUUAUCAAGGCAUUCGGACUUGACAGAAGAGAGCCUCGAGGCAUAUAACAGGAGGAACGAAUUCAGUCCCAGUCCUUACUACAGAGGCCUCACCGAUUCCUCCCUUUAUAUAAGCCGGCAGCGCGCACCCAGCAGUCCUGGAAGGGAGAGCCAUGCAACCACUGUUGCCACUUCAAGCUCUAUCUCCACCUUAAUUAUUAAGGUGCAAAAGUGGACUACCACUUGCUUCACCUCCAAAAGUGGUAGAGGAGAAGAAGAUGACGUUAAGAAACCAAGAGUGGAGGCAAAGCCUGCUGCUUCAUCAUCAUCAUCAUCCAAGAGUAGAGGGACAGUAUUGACAGUAAUGAAGGAAGAGAGUUGCAGCUUGGGGAUCAGCAAUGAUGUUGUAUCGGUUAACCCGGAGAAGCCAUUGAGGGAGAGAGUAUCAGAGGUAGAGGUUCCCGCACCGAUAAUAUCACGAAAAAAGGUAGUUUUUGCGGAGAACGGUGAGACCGUGAGUGAUGAGAAAGGAAAGAAUAAGGAUUUCACAUGGGCUGACAAGUAUCGGCCCAAGGCUCUGUCAGACUUCAUUUGCAAUCGAGACAAGGCAGUUCAGCUCCAGGAUUUGGUGAAAGUGGAACAGCAUCCUCACUUCAUAUUUGAAGGACUUGCAGGGGUGGGAAAAAAGACCAUGAUAUCCGCUUUUCUUCGAGAAGUGUUCGGACACGACAGAGUACAGACAAGGGAGGAGUGUAAGGAAUUUUACUUGAAGGGUGAAUCAAUACGUAGCAUCCGAGUAAAUGUGAAGGUAUCUUGUCAUCACAUAGAGGUCAAUCUCUCUGACCUAAAAGGGUACGAGAAGCAAGUCAUUGUUCAACUUAUCCACGAAACAGGCAACAACAGAGCCAACAAGGCUGUGCGUGUCAACCAGGAAGUCCAGUCAAUUGUUCUGUACGAAGCAGAGAAGUUAUCAACAGAGGCGCUACUAUAUUUCAAGUGGCUACUAGACAAGUAUGAAGGGCAUAACAUGGUCUUCUUUAGCUGCUCCGAUACCUCAAAGCUUCAGCCAAUUAAGUCACUCUGCACUAUGGUUCAGCUUCUCCCACCAUCUGAUGAGGAGAUUGUUGAAGUCUUGGAGCUUAUAGCUAAACAAGAAAGCAUCAAUUUGCCACGAGAAUUGGCUGAAAAGAUUGUGGGAAACUCUAAGAACAACCUCCGUCAAGCUAUUCGUUCCUUUGAGGCUACCUGGAAGUUCAAGUAUCCCUUCGAGGAAGAUCAAGAAAUUAGGACCGGGUGGGAAGAUGAUAUUGCCAGGAUUGCAAAGAAUAUCAUUGAGGAACAAACCCCCAAGCAGUUGUAUAACAUCAGAGGAAAGCUCCAAAAACUUACAGAGCACAAUGUAGCUUCUGAGUUCAUUUACAAAACUCUGGUUGCACAACUUAAGAUGCAGUUAAACUGCAGCUACUUACAAAUCCGAUUCGACAGCAUAUUUGAUGAUUACUAUAGGGAAGAAGGAAGCAUGCAGAAGGAAGAUGGAAGCAUGCUUGAAACUGAUCGUUCAUUUGUGCGUAAUCGGCAUGAGGAAAUGGGCAAACGCCUUAAUGACCCCACGAGAAAAAAUGCUCAUGAUGUGUUGAAGAUCGAAGAUUGA
Vitis vinifera (wine grape) is the source of this 1980-nucleotide messenger RNA. RefSeq lists its product as uncharacterized. Gene Ontology annotation, biological process: DNA repair; DNA-templated DNA replication. Gene Ontology annotation, cellular component: nucleus; DNA replication factor C complex. Gene Ontology annotation, molecular function: DNA clamp loader activity; DNA binding. The record is from RefSeq and is a predicted model, not a curated record. The transcript is spliced from 12 exons. NCBI's taxonomy places the organism in Eukaryota, Viridiplantae, Streptophyta, Magnoliopsida, Vitales, Vitaceae. Bases 1 to 1980 code for a protein of 659 amino acids.